AAGGCAGCGAGAGACAGGCAGAGAGAGAGAGACCGAGGGAGGAGAGCAAGGCAGCAGCAUCGCCUGGUGGAUGGCUUAGAGGCCCCUCCGCCUCCUCCGGCUUCCCUCAUUCGCACCUGGGACACCUGCCCAGACCCUCCCAGAUCCAGCGAUGGGCAAGCACAACAGCAAGCUGGCUCCAGAGAUGCUGGACGACCUGGUGAGGAGCACGGAGUUCAAUGAACAGGAGCUGAAGCAGUGGUACAAGGGUUUCCUGAAGGACUGCCCCACGGGGAUCCUCAACCUGGAGGAGUUCCAGCAGCUCUACAUCAAGUUCUUCCCUUACGGUGAUGCCUCCAAGUUCGCACAGCACGCUUUCAGAACCUUUGACAAGAACGGCGAUGGCACCAUCGACUUCCGGGAGUUCAUCUGCGCCCUUUCGGUCACUUCACGGGGCAGCUUUGAGCAGAAGCUGAACUGGGCCUUCGAGAUGUACGACUUGGACGGCGACGGCAAGAUCACCCGCCUGGAGAUGCUGGAGAUCAUUGAGGCCAUUUACAAGAUGGUGGGCACCGUCAUCAUGAUGAGGAUGAACCAAGACGGCCUGACCCCGCAGCAGCGUGUGGACAAGAUCUUUGCCAAGAUGGACAAAGACAAGGAUGACCAGAUCAGCCUGGAGGAGUUCAAGGAAGCGGCCAAGAGCGACCCCUCCAUCGUCCUGCUGCUGCAGUGCGACAUGCAGAAGUAGAGGGGCUUCACCUCCGGUCCCCCUCCAAAUCCCCCAGCCUUGCGUUUCCAAUCCAUCCGUCCAUCUUCCUCCUCCUCCUCGGAGCUGCAGGCCUCGCUCUCGGAGGCAGGAGGGGCCUCAUCUGCAUGGUCUUCUAGGUCCCCGGAGAAGCUCCCCAACAUCGAUAAGGCUCUAUCUUUUGGGGAGUGGGGUCUGUCAGAGUGGGUCCCCCUUCCUGAGCCCUCCAUCCCUUCUCCUAGACCCGUCUCCUUUCCCCCAACCCAAGACCCUCCUCCAAAUCUACCUGUUUGACGGCCUGCCGAAAUCCAUGACCCAUGGUGCAAUGACCCGCGAGGUCUUGCAACCCCGAAGCCCCGCUCUCCUUAAGCUCAGCUGUCGCUUGCUGUAUUAUGGUGCAUCUCUUUCCCCUGGUGACCCUCUCGCAUCAUCUUCAGGUGGGGAUUUUCACACCCGUUCGUUCCCCUUCUAUCCCAGGACCCUUAAAACCCCAAAUGAUUCCUUUCAAACCUUCCUCGUCCCAUCCUUGUUUUGCUUUGGUGAAAGCUUAUAGUUUCUUUCCCACCGGCAAUGGGGUGUCCCUGCAGCUUUCCGUAAGGUCCGAACAAAGUGGACUCGUGCUGAUGCUGUUGCUUCUAAGUCGGAAUUAUCGGAGCGGAUAAUAUAAAUAGUAUAGCGGAGAUAUCUCGUGGCAUAUGUGAAGAAUUGCAAAGAGGAUCCUUUUCUGCAUUGGCUUCUUCUUGCUCUGUAAAUCUGUACGCUUAAGCACCAGUGGGAGGGAUGUGCUUUUUAAAAGGGCUGGGGGUGCAUGGUGACACUACAUUUUAGGGGUCCAAUGGGGUUAGGGUCUGCUUUCUGGUCUCCGAAUGCCCUUUCUCCCAUUCUGAGCCAAGGAGGAAGGUUUGGGGAUUUCAAAAGUGUUUCCAACCUAAAGGAAUAUAUAUAUAUAUAUAUAUAUAUAUAUAUAUAUAUAUAUAUAUAUAUACAUACACACACACACACACACACACACACACACACACACACACACACAUACACACACACACACACACACACACACACACACACACACACUAGCUGUGCCCAGCCACGCGUUGCUGUGGUGAAGUAUGGUGGUAUGAGAAAUAAAGUAUCUUAUAUUAUCUGCUUAGAACUGGAUUAUAUGAGGCCCCUUCUACACAGCUGUAUAAAAUGCACACUGAAGUGGAUUAUAUGGCAGUGUGGAGUCAAAAUAAUCCCGUUCAAAGCAGAUAAUAUAAGAUUAUAAAUGGGUUACAUAGCUGUGUGGAAGGGCCUUGAGUCUGCACUGCCAUAUAAUCCAGUUAAAAUCAGAUAAUUUGUAUUUUAUAGGCAGUGUGGAAGAGGCCUCAGGCCUAACUGUGCCUGUCCCCUGGACUGAAUAGGUUGCUAGGAGACCAAGUGGGCGGAGCUUAGCCCUCUAACUGGCAGCAAUUGGAUAAAAACGAUUAUUCCUUUCCCUCUAAUUAGGACUUUAUUUUUUCUUUUCUUUUUGUUGUAUCAACCUAGAGCCGUGGAUGCUGGGUUGUGUUGUCAAAUUUUGAGGUUGGGGGGCCUGUAGUUUUGUUGUUUUGCCUGCUGCCCUGAUGCCAUCACUCUUUUAUAUAUAUAGAUAUAAAGAAGAGGUUUGCCUUUGCCUCCCUUUGAGGCUGAGAGAGUGCGAAUCGGUGAAAGGAGAUUCCACCUGAACAUCAGGAAGAACUUCCUCACCGUGAGAGCUGUUCAGCAGUGGAACUCUCUGCCGCGGAGUGUGGUGGAGGCUCCUUCUUUGGAGGCUUUUAAGCAGAGGCUGGAUGGCCAUCUGUCGGGGGUGCUUUGAAUGCGAUUUCCUGCUUCUUGGCAGGGGGUUGGACUGGAUGGCCCAUGAGGUCUCUUCCAACUCUACUAUUCUAUGAUUCUAUAAGUGGGUUUCAGGCCUGAACAGGGAUUGGAACCCAGUUUUCCAGAAUUGUAAUCCAAUGCUCAAAGCAUGGCUAGCUCCUAUGCUGAUGUAUACAAUAGAAGGGGAAAAGACCUUGAAAGUUGCCAAAUAAACUAAUAUUUCGAGGGACCAAAUUGGGGGGAAAGCAGAUACCACUGCCAUAAGAAAAUAAGCCCUGCCUUUGGUUCAUUUGGGGAGACCAGUGGGAACAAAAGGUUGAAAAAUAACAAAGGGUUCAGAUUUUCUUUAAUGAUGUUUUGGCCCAAGUUUGUCUUUUUGCCCUUUUGGUCACUAUAGUGCUGCCCCAUGUAAAGAGAUAUUGCUUGGAUUCAGGUCUUUGGAGGUUUACAUUACAAUAAUCUGAGACCAGGACCCCUGAACCCCCAUUGAAAUGCAAAACCACAAAAAAAUGCCUGGGAAUCUGGUGGUAUCUCCUUCUCGGGGAUUGAGGUGUUAAGCAGAGACUGCAUGGCCAUCUGUCAGGAUGGGUUAGAUUGUUUCUUCGUGUCAGAAUGGAAUCAGACUGGAUGGCCUUGAGGAUCCCUUGCAAAUGUCGUAAUAUAAUACACUGCCUAGGAGUCCAAUGGGGGUCUCUUUCUUUGCCAGUUUUUAAGCAGAGGCUGUAUGGACAUCUGUCGGGAGGGCUUGGAUUGGGUCUUCUUACCUUGGACUGGAUGGAACUUGGGGUCUUUCCCAACUUUAUUCAUUCUAAAUAAAUCACUAUUUUUUAUUUUUCUCUCUAGGACUUUCUAGGUCUCCCAGCACGACACUAAUAUAGGGUCGCAUUGGAAGAGCUAAAGACUCCUACUGCCUCAUCACACUAGAGCAUGAAUCCACUUUAAAUCCAGUUUCUGCCUCCUGCAGAAUUCUGGGGUUUGUAGUUUGAUAAGGCCCAGGACCUGUCUGGCUGAGCAGUUUGAAGCUCCCUCUCUAAAGUGGGCCCAAACUUUUGGCCCAUUCUAGGAUACGAGUUGAUAUAACCCGAUCUAUUCGUUGGAUUAAUGUGAAGUUGAAUACAGACUGGCUCUGACCUUUGGUACAGUGCUACUGGCCCUGUUGUAAUGGUCACACAGUCUUUUACUGCUUUAAUUGGGUAUGAUAUUGGUUUUUAAAUGUGUUUUUACGAUUGUUGGCUUUUACUAUAUUUUGUAUUAUAUGUGGCAUUAAUCUUUCCAUUAUGUAAGACCGCUUUGGGUCCCCCUGUGAGAGAAGAGCGGUAUAUAAAAUAAAAUAAAAUAAAAUAAAAUAAAAUAAAGUGGAUUUAAAGUGGAUCCAAGCUCUAGUGUGAUGAAGUCCCUAGCGCAUAUUUUUUUUGCAAAUCUUCAGGUCCUCCAGGCGCUAGGGAUUCCUAGGAGAAUCAAAUCCACAGUUGCCCAAACCACAAUGGUGAAAGGUUGACUGUAAACACUAGACAUGUCCAAAAAAUUGUUUUGAAUCGUAUAUCGGAAUUAUUUCGGAUUGUUUUCACUUUUUGAUACGCAUUCCAAGACAUUGUCUCACAGCGCAACCAGCAAUGUAAUUCGAACCAUUAGUGGACCAUUCUCUAAUUGUCUCUUAAUGUUUUGUUAAUUCCCCCCCCCCAAAUUUUUUAAAAUAUAUUUUAAAUUUUUUUUGUUUCUGCAACCUACCUUGAAUGGGAACUUAGCGCAGCCUAACAUGGCUGCCGCUCCCCGGCCAAUCAGAAGCUUCCACGAUGGACGCAAAGGUGGGGGCUAACGUCCUCUGCGUCCACAUGGAAGAUUGCCAUACAAGCCUGGUGUGUAGCGAUUGCGCAUGCGCAUCUGUCAUUUUAGAAACAUUUAGAAUCAUUACGAAUUUUCGGAAAUAUCCAAAAUUUUGGGGUGAAAAAAAUCGGAAAUGCUUUCUAUAUCGAAGCGCCAGCGCCCCCUACUUUAGAAACGAGAAUUGAAACAUUUUUUUCAUCGAUCGGACAUGCCUAGUAAACACAACAGAAAGACCUUAACACCAGCCAAGGAGAUGGUGAGAAGUAUGGAAGAGGUCGGGCAUGAGAGGAGAUGGAGGCUGUUUGGUCCCACUUUGGGGUGCAUCUCCACUGCAGGACUAAUGCAGAUUGAUACCACUUGAACUGCCAUGGCUCUGUGCGAUGGAAUUCAUUGGCAGAGAAGGUGGAAGACCUUGCAAAACGGCAACUCCCAGGACUCCAUAGCCUUGAGACCUUGCAGUUCAAGUGGAGUCGAACCGCAGUGUAGAUAAUGCAUCCCUUGUUGUUGCUCUGAAAACAGUAAGACUGGGGCUUCUCUGAACAUAUCCAUGUACAAUGCUGAUCUCUUUUGGGUAUUUUUUUUUUUUUUGCGGGGGGCGGAGGGAGGGGUUGGGGUCAAUGUCCAAAUGGCUACCUCUGUCCUUCGGUGUCCCUGCCCUGGACUGAAGAGCCUUCUUCUUCUUCUUGGAGAUGCGUCCCGUCGCUUGUCGUGGUUCUGAAUAUCGUAAUAACUGUUUAGAAACUGUGAUGUUCAUAGACAGAAAGAGAUAUACACACACACAUGGAGCGAGAGAGAGAGAUUAUCUCUUUUUUAUAUAAAAAUGGAUGAAAAAUAAAAUGGGUCUCAUGUAAGAGGAA
Molecule: messenger RNA, 5244 nt
Organism: Anolis carolinensis (green anole)
Lineage: Eukaryota; Metazoa; Chordata; Lepidosauria; Squamata; Anolidae
Gene: hpcal4
Product: hippocalcin like 4
Exons: 4
Coding region: 152-727 (191 amino acids)
Molecular function (GO): calcium ion binding
Source: RefSeq, a predicted model, not a curated record